This is a messenger RNA of Suillus subalutaceus, 827 nucleotides long. RefSeq lists its product as uncharacterized. The transcript is spliced from 3 exons. The record is from RefSeq and is a predicted model, not a curated record. The annotation marks the transcript as partial. NCBI's taxonomy places the organism in Eukaryota, Fungi, Basidiomycota, Agaricomycetes, Boletales, Suillaceae.
ACUUCACCCCGUGCUCUUCUGACUGCACUCUUCAUGCUCUUUACGCUGCUCUCCUGCGCAUUAUGCGCUCCUCUUUCUGCCGUGAUGAAGCGUGAUGUUUGGGGUACCCCACAAUCACCGAACUCACAUCUGACAUUCCUUGUCACCUGGGAUACGUCCUCAGAACCUUCCGAAGUAACCAAUCCUACUGGCCAGGUAUACCUUCGCCAGGGCGAUGCAACCCAAUCCAGUCCCAUCGCGUAUGGAUUUGCGCUUUCUGAUGGUGAAGUCAACGUCACGAUCCCUUACGACACCAUUCCCGGGGAGUAUAUGAUCGUAUUAUUCGGCGACUCUGGGAACUGGAGUGAUGAGUUCCCGAUUGACGCAGCCACAUAAGCUGCCUGCAGAGUUUUCUGUCAACCUAACAAAAUGCCGAAAAGAAUGAAAGAUCGGAAGGAAGAAAGAAAGAGGCGUACGAUUUGAUGUUUGGUGGCGGAAUGAAUAAUGGACUCGGGCGAUGGAGUCGGACAUUAACAAUUGGCAUCUGAUUGGACUCCUUCAAUUUGAACACUUCGAUUACACUGUACCUUAAAUUCGCACUAAUAGCGUUUCUUAGCUCAACUUCGCUUUUGUUUCGUACAGGUUGUGGUUUUGCUUUACCUUAGUGUCACUUGGUGUACGUUAGCAGUAGUUGUGUAAAGGCAACUCUUCUCACCAUCUAUCUCAGACCACAUUCUUUGAACGUGUGGUCGAGCUUGUACUUGAUGUUUACAGAGGUCCUUUACCUUAGUCUUGAGGUAUGUGAUAAUUCUUCUCAAACAUCCAGUGUUCUCAUCUUUUUAAAUUUU